This is a messenger RNA of Danio aesculapii, 1686 nucleotides long. RefSeq names its product membrane-spanning 4-domains subfamily A member 4D-like. NCBI's taxonomy places the organism in Eukaryota, Metazoa, Chordata, Actinopteri, Cypriniformes, Danionidae. The record is from RefSeq and is a predicted model, not a curated record. The transcript has 5 exons. Gene Ontology annotation, cellular component: membrane. The coding region runs from base 307 to 783 and encodes 158 amino acids.
AAGCUUUUCUUACUAGAGUUUGUGUCUUGUUUCUAGUCCAAAUAUCUAAAAGUUCUAAAAAAGCACAAAUUAUAGUCUUAUUUUCAGAAAUAAUGAGUCAAAAUGAGGAGUUUUUCAUUAAAACAAGCAAAAUAAUCAGCCAAUGGAGGAAGAGAAAUCGUAUAUCAAAAGAAUAAACAAGAUUAUUUUGCGUGUUUAUAAAAUGCUUCUCGAUUGAAGAACUUUACGAUAUUUGGACUAGAAAUAAGAAACCAACUCUGAGGAGGAAAAGCAUUUGUGCAGUGUGUCUGUGUGUGUUGUGCAGUGAUGGGUGAGGACGGAGCAUCAGCGAGCGCAUCAGAGCCCAUCAGCACUGUGACAGGAGGAAAUAAACCUGUGCACCGCUUCCUCAGAGGACAACCCAAGAGUAUCGGAUUCUGUAUCUGUGGCCUUCUGUACAUCCUAUCUGAACGCAACCCCUCCAAAAAGAUGAUUACAGCCAGUCUGGCUCUGAGCAUCGUCUCCACGUUUGGAGUCAUCUUUGCGGUGUUGAACAUCAGCCAACACAUCUCCCACAACCGUUGGAUGCUUUGGUUCCGCCAAACACACAACAGGACCGAGACGGAGCUGCUCUACAUGACACAACAUUAUAGUGCUGUUGAGGCGAUGGGCUGUGUGUUUCUGUGUCACAGUUUAAUAGGAGGAGCUCUGCUGAUCAUCAUGACGUGUUUCGCCAGAGCAGGACUGCGCUCCAGCAACACUCAGGCUGUUGUUGUGAUGCGGAAUCUGCCGUCAGCGGAGUGAAGAGACCAAGAUCAUCUGAAUAUCCUGAACAUCAGCUUCAGCAGUGUGGAGAAGAUCUGACAUCUGUGCAGAGUCAUUCAGUCAGAAUCAGCUGGAGUUAUGUGGAUUGAUGCACACUGUUGUCAUGCGGCCACUAGGUGUCACUAAGAGUCUAAAGUGGAGGAAGUGAAAGCUACUGCCACACUUGAAUAAUCAGCCAAUUAUAGCAGAUCAUUUAUUAGUGUUAAGUGCCCACUAAAGUUAUUACAGGGCACUCCAGGGUACUUAUGUUUCAAAGCUAUCUUUAUAUGCUACCUGUUACUUACUUGGACUACAACUACCAUGAUGCUUUGUGCCAAUCAACACCUGCUACAGCUGUGAAUCAUCCACACAGGACACACACACUUAAGCCGCGCUCACGCUGGACUUUUCUCCUCAUAGACUUCCAUUCAUACACAUGUGAAUGCGACAGACCAAAAACACAAGCUCGUGCGACACGUUUUGCAGUUCACUGCAUUAGAAAGUUUAAGCUUGUUGAACCCUCUCUGGACAGAAAUGUCAAAUAUGGACCAAUCACUUGCUUUUUAAAUGUCUAAUCAUCUUGUUUAAUCCCGCCUCUGUUCGCAGCGCAGUACAACAGAUUUGCAAGGUCAAACUCUAGUGUGACCACAGCAACACACCGCUGAAGAUCAUUUUCACUGAUGACUCUCACCAUAUAAACUCCGUUCUCAUGCACACCCAUUCCUCAUUAUUGUUAAAGAGCAUUUCAAAGCAUUUCCCCAUCUGUUUUGAGUCUGGAGCAUCCUCUUUCGUGCUGUUUUCUGCCUGGCCUGACACUCAGGAUUUUCCCUGUUGUUGCCAGUGCUCCUGUUUACCCUUGCCUCUGCGACCAUCCCUUAUAUAAUAAAGCUGCUUUUGGAACUA